AUGCACGAGAUAGUUGAUGACGAGUAUCCGAGGUUGAUGUUUGAGUUCAAGCAAUUCAGCGAGCUAACCGACCCCGAAACAAUUGAUCCUUCCACACCUUUUGGGGCUGCCAUCAAACUUGCACACUAUGGGAAGGAUAUGUGGAUAUGCUUCUACCUGCCUACAAAAAGAUCUAUUUUAGUUUCCAACAUUUAUGAUGUUACAAAAUUGAUAGUCUCGAGUGAUGUUCCUGACAUUGUUGAUUUCAAUCAAAGGUCUAUCAUGUCUAACGUAUGUGACGACUUGCAAUCCGGAAUUGCUCCUAUCAUACGUGUUGCGGACUUUUAUGCGUCUGAAGAGGAAAAUGAUGGAUCAGAUCUACCACUUGACCUUGAGCUUUUGAAAAACAAAAUGCUAUUGUUCAAGGUUUCAAAGAAAAAGGAUCAAUUUGGAUCAUACAUUGGUCCUUCUACUAUUUCUCGAAUAACAGCCGAUCAUAUUUUGGUCAGUCGUCUGGUUUUUUGGUCAACAUCUCCCAGCCAACGUAUACACAGCUUGGCAUCCGGAUGCUUAUCCCAAAAGUUCAAAGAAUUUAAACUUCUGGAAGGCAAUAUCACGAGAUCACAAAUUUUGAACUUGUGGAGGACAAAAGUGCAUUCAACUGAAUUGCAUGUACUCGUAAUACAACUUUCUCAUGCAAAGUCAUUUGAUGAUGGAUCUGUUUUAGUUUCUAAGAUUUAUGAUGCUACAAAAUUGAUAGUCCCGAAUGAUGUUCCUGAUAUUGUUGAUUUCAAUCAAAGGUCUUUCAUGUCUAAUGUAUAUGACGACUGGAAAUCCGGAAUUGCUCCUAUCAUAAGUGUUGCGAACUUUUACGCGUCUGAAGAGGUAUCAACCAAAAAUAAAUUUGGAUUUGUGAUCCCAUUGUUAAUAUUUGGAGAGAUUGGUUUUUCAAUUCUUGCCCAAAUAGCGUUCAAAAAGUCGAGCGCAAGAAAGAGAGAUUUUGGUGCAACUAUUGCAAAGACUCCAUUCCCUUUGCAAUUCUUAGAUAGGUACAAGCUGCAUAUUUCAGUUGGGGACAACGCCGGAAUGGUUCGCCUUUUGUGUCGGGACAAAGUUGCUCGAGAGUUAGUUGGAAAACCAUGUGAUGUUGUGGAUUCUGACCAACACUCCAUAUUGAUCAACGAAUAUUAUGAAGCUGGUCAAGGCCAGCGUAUACACGGCUGGGCACCCGGAUGCUUAUCCCAAAAGUUCAAAGAAUUUAAACUUCUCAAAGGCAAUGUGUACGAGAUCACAAAUUUUGAACUUGUGGAGGACAAAAGUGCAUUCAAGGUAACCAAAUUAAGUCACAAGUUCAUUUUCUACAAAGAAACUAACAUGCGCGAGAUAGUUGAUGACGAGUAUCCCAGGUUGAUGUUUGAGUUCAAGCAAUUCAGCGAGCUAACCGACCCCGAAACAAUUGAUCCUUCCACACCAUUUGCUGGAUACAAACAGCCAGCAGCUGAAUACAACCACCCAACAACUGCAAAAAAAGGGAGGACAGGUCAAAAGACCGCCUAG
This is a messenger RNA of Striga asiatica, 1536 nucleotides long. The record is from the annotation of a GenBank genome assembly. Lineage: Eukaryota; Viridiplantae; Streptophyta; Magnoliopsida; Lamiales; Orobanchaceae.